Messenger RNA from Suillus subalutaceus, 2688 nucleotides. RefSeq names its product Sodium/hydrogen exchanger family-domain-containing protein. Gene Ontology annotation, cellular component: membrane. Lineage: Eukaryota; Fungi; Basidiomycota; Agaricomycetes; Boletales; Suillaceae. Gene Ontology annotation, molecular function: antiporter activity. Gene Ontology annotation, biological process: proton transmembrane transport. The coding region runs from base 1 to 2556 and encodes 851 amino acids. The transcript is spliced from 10 exons. The record is from RefSeq and is a predicted model, not a curated record.
AUGCCUGACUUCUCAAACGCAGUCGUCAGUCCUGUGUCUGGCCUCUGGAAGAGGACGGUUACAGGCCAGGGCGGCUUGUUGUCAGGAGUAGAUCCCGCAUCAUUCAGCACCUCAGAUCCCCUUAGGCUAUUGAUAAUACAAAUAGGUAUAAUUAUCAUGAUGGGGCAGCUGCUGUCACUUGGGUUGGGCAAGAUCAAACAGCCGAAAGUCAUUGCUGAAGUCCUUGGCGGAAUUCUCCUCGGUCCUACUGCCAUGGGACGAAUACCCGGUUUCACCGAGCACAUCUUCCCCUCUCAAUCCAUCACAUAUCUCUCGCUCGUUGCCAACGUUGGCCUCUGCCUCUUUCUCUUCAUAGUCGGUCUUGAAAUCGACGGGAGUGCCCUUAAGCGUAAUGUUCGCUCAUCUUUGUUCAUUGCACUCUCUGCCAUGACCUUGUCCUUUGGUCUCGGUGCUUCCAUCUCUGUGCCACUCUACCACACCUUCAUUCCUUCCUCCGUCAAGUUUACGUACUUCAUGGUUUUCAUUGGCGUGUCAUUCUCUAUCACCGCUUUUCCCGUUCUUUGUCGUAUCCUCACCGCACUGAAGCUCCUAGACACGACGGUCGGCGCCGUUGUCCUGUCAGCUGGCGUGUGCAAUGAUGUAGUUGGCUGGAGUCUGUUGGCACUAGCUGUGGCCCUCGUUAAUGCGACCUCCGGGCUCACAGCUUUGUGGAUCCUGCUAACAUGCGUGGCAUUCACAGCAUUUCUCAUGUGGCCGGUUAGAAUCGCGCUGCUGCGGUUCGCUAGGUUCACCGGAAGUACGGAGAACGGACCCACCAUGUUUUUCAUGACAGUUACCAUCUUGGUAUUCUGGGCAUGUUCGUUCUUCACGGACAUUGUGGGCGUAAAUGCUAUAUUUGGCGGUCUUGCCAUCGCACUAACGGAGAAGCUCGAAGAUAUGGUGACGAUCAUAUUUUUACCUCUGUACUUCACAAUCUCUGGGUUAAAUACUAACCUUGGGUUGAUUGACAACGGUAUCACUUGGGGAUUCACUGUCGCAAUUAUAUGUCUGGACUUCGCUGGCAAAUUCACUGCAUGUACGAUCACUGCACGGAUUACUGGAAUGGGUUGGCGAGAGUCAGGCACCGUCGGAUCAUUGAUGAGUUGCAAAGGUCUUGUUGAAUUGAUCGUGCUCAACAUUGGGCUCGCUGCCAACAUUCUUACCCAAAGGGUGUUCUCGAUGUUUGUCUUCGAAGCGUUGAUCCUAACGUUCAUGACUACACCCCUCGUCUCUAUACUUUAUCCUCCCGAACGCCGGGAUCAACCAUGGCGCUCCCGCUUCACCGUCGUCCUCGACAAAUUUGAUCACAUGGCCGGAAUGUUGGUGGCCACUCAACUGGUGUGCCCGCCCUCUCUUGAAUCGCCUUUGGUCGCCACUCCCCGAUCAACUGCGUCGAUGAGGACAUUUGAUAAGAUAAAAAUGCCUGAGGUUAGCGUGGACACUCUCCGUUUGAUUGAGCUGUCGGACCGUACCUCGGACGUCAUGAAGUCCUCAGCGGUUGACACACUCAUCCGCACUGACCCGCUACUGAGUGUGUUCCGCACCUUUGGGGAACUCAAUGAUAUACCUGUUUCACUCUCGCUUUCAAUUGUACCUUAUGACGACAUGCCGGGUACUGUGGCUGAUCAUGCCAGACGAUUCGGAUCUCAACUCCUCCUGUUGCCGUGGCUAUCACCAUCGUCCAACACAAAUGAAGACUUGUCUGGCCCACAUAGCCCGAAAAUCGAACUGAAUCCAUUCGAAGCGUUUUUUGGUGGAUCAAAACACACUGGCAAGUCCGCAGCCGUGAUCCAUUCGCAGUUCGUGCGCAGAGUAUUUGCAGAGAGCAAGACAGAUGUUGCGCUGUUCAUCGAUCCGGCCGGUACCGGCACUGGGAGUGCACGGCACAUAUUUUGCCCAUUUUUCGGCGGUCCAGAUGAUCGGCUUGCACUCGAGUUCGUAGUGCAGCUUUGUGCUAAUCCCAGAAUUAGUGCGACGGUCGUGAGGAUGUCAAAAAGUAGCGCCGAGAGUGCUGCGGUUGAAAGGCCGUCGCUCGCACAUCUAGAGGAGAAAGCAAGUUUAGAUAUGCCGAGUCUAGGAUACCAAAUGCCUGUCCCUGCGAAUGUUGUUUAUCCAGACACAUUUUACGGCCAGGCCAACACUGAAAUGCAUUUCCAAUCCGAGACAGCCAAUAGCGUCCUGUGGGCGCGAUACGCUAACUCUCAACUCUCGGAUGACAUGCCCUCCUCACUGAGCGCCGCCCUUUCCCGGAUCAAAUUCUCCGAGCAUUCGUCGCCUUUACCGCUACAUUCUGCCAUCCAGCUUGCGUCUGUGCACAAGCCUGUUUUGGUGGUUGUUGGGCGCUCACGGCGCCUUGCGGGGGAGGAUCACACAUCGGAGCUACAGCAGAUCCUUGAGGAGCGGGGCAGCGUGGGGCAAGAUGUUAUUAAGAAGACUAUUGGCGAUCCUGCAACUGCGUUUGUUGCCUCGGGGUGUGCAACUGCUGUCGUGGUGCUCCAGGCUUCGAAUGUAUGUUGACUGAACUGAGGGGAGGUAUCUGAAAUGAUUGAUUAUUAUCGUGCUGUAAAUAAAAUUGUACUAUGUGUAUGUCUACUGUUUACUGUCUUUGAUUUAAUCACGAUUACCUUGCGAAGCAAGGUCAUGUUCAUA